Messenger RNA from Linum trigynum, 2566 nucleotides. The record is from the annotation of a GenBank genome assembly. NCBI's taxonomy places the organism in Eukaryota, Viridiplantae, Streptophyta, Magnoliopsida, Malpighiales, Linaceae.
AUCACCAAGCUUAGCCUUACUACAAAAUAAGAAACCAAAAUUUCCAUCCAAACCCAGAGAGGAGAGCUCUUCCCUUCCUUCUGCCACGCCCAAAUUUCCUUCCAAAGUGGAAAAAGCUUCCAUCUUUCCCUCCUCCAUUGCUGCUCCUCCUCUUCAUUAUGCUCCCCCACGCUCCACUCAUUCUCCCAAACCAGUUGCUUUUGUAGCCUUUCCGCCACAGCAAUUUGAUUUUCCCUCCAUUCCAGCUUCUUCCAGAGAGAGGGCUCUCUGAGUUCCCAUUUCUUCUCCAGAUCUACGAGCGAGCAAUAUAAAAAGAAAAAUGGUGGCGGAGACUUGGAUACUGAAGAUGGGUAACCAGGUGAGCAGCAAUUUAAAGCACGCAUUCCUCCUUGAACCCAGCAGCAAGAAGAAAACCCCCAGAAGGGCGGCGGCCACGGAACCCACCAAGCAAACAAUUGGGAUCCUCUCUUUCGAGGUCGCCAAUGUGAUCUCCAGAACCGUCCAUCUCCACAAAUCCCUCACUGAUUCAGAGAUCUCCAAGCUCAAAUCCGACAUCUUGGGCUCUCAGGGGGUCAGGAACUUGGUCUCCAACGACGAUUCCCGCCUUCUGGAGCUUGCCCUGGCCGAGAAGCUAGACGACCUCAACAGAGUCGCCGCCGUCGUCUCCCGCCUCGGCAAGAAGUGCGUCGAGCCGGCCUUGCAAGGGUUCGAGCACGUCUAUGGGGAUUUAAUUAGCGGCGCGAUUGAUGUGAAGGAAUUGGGGUUCUUGGUCAAGGACAUGGAUGCCAUGGUCAGGAGGCUCGAGAGGUAUGUCCACGCCACUGCUAAUUUGUACAGUGAAAUGGAAGUUCUGACCGAAUUGGAGCAAGCUACCAAGAAGUUUCAGAUGAACCAGCACGAGGAAAGCAGGAAAGCGUUUGAACAGAAAGUGCUUUGGCAGAAGCAAGACGUUAGGCAUCUCAAGGACGUUUCAAUUUGGAACCAGAGUUAUGAUAAAAUUGUGGAGUUGCUUGUUAGAACUGUGUGUACUAUUUAUGCUAGGAUUUGUGCUGUGUUUGGUGAAUCCAUGUUGCACAAGGAGAACAGCAGUUGUUCUAUGUCUUCGCUCUCUCCUUCUAGUGCCAAGGAUGAAUGCUGGGAAGUUUCAGGGCAAUUGAAGCGACCCAUUGUGCAGCAGAAGAAGGAGGCGAACAACAAGGUUAGGCCUCACCGGGUUGAUUCCAGGAAGAAUGGAGUUUCCUCUGUGCUUGAAGCUGGUGAUGUCAUGUUUCCUUGUGGGGCGAGCCCUGGAAGGAUGUUCAUGGAGUGCCUUAGCUUGUCUAGCUCAGUGUCAAAGCUGGAUUACGACGAUGACGAGGAUGAUCAAAGCAGCCAAAUCUCAAGCUGCAAAAGUGUGAUGAAUUCUAACUUGAAGAGAGCGCUUAGCCAUUUGAGUAGUGGGGAUGAAAGGCAAGCGGAAACAAGCCCGUUUGGUGGACCGAAGAGCAGAUUGACCAUCUAUGCCCCUCAAAGCACACUCGGAGGUUCUGCUUUGGCAUUGCAUUAUGCCAACGUCAUAAUCGUGAUCGAGAAGCUGCUUCAGUACCCUCAUUUGGUAGGUGAAGAAGCGAGGGAUGAUCUGUACCAGAUGCUGCCAACAAGCUUGAGACUUUCACUGAGGAAGAAGUUGAAGUCGUAUGCGAAGAACUUGGCGAUCUACGACGCCCCAUUGGCCCACGAUUGGAAAGAGAGCAUCGACGGAAUGCUGAAGUGGCUUGCUCCACUGGCACACAAUAUGAUGAGAUGGCAGAGCGAAAGGAACUUCGAGCAGCAUCAGAUUGUGGCAAAGAGUAAUGUCCUGCUGCUCCAGACGUUGUACUUUGCUGACAGAGCAAAGACAGAAGCAGCCAUAUGCGAGCUUCUUGUUGGGUUGAACUAUAUAUGUCGUUACGAGCAACAGCAGAAUGCAUUAUUGGAUUGUGCUAGUAGCUUCGACUUUGAAGACUGUAUGGAGUGGCAGAUGCAGUGUCGAGCUGCUUAUUUUAACUGAUAAAAGAAACACAGCAGGAUGAAGAUCUUGAGGUUUGUUAUACUGAAUUCACUUUGGCUAAUUUGAUUUUGGAGAAAAGAUCCCAGUUGAUUAAUAUUUUGUUGCUUAGCCAGAAGGUAUGCCUUCUGUGGCUUUGGAAGGGAAGUAAGUAUAUAGGAAUGAACUGCCAUGAUUUAUCAAAGGGGAUCUCUUUUCUAAUUGUUGUAUAUUCUUGUGGGUUAGAAUGUAAUUGUCUGCUGCACAGCACUGCAUUGUGGCAGCUUAGUGCUUUCUGUAAAAUGUUUUUACCUGGCCAGCCAGUAUCUUGGAAGGAAGGAAUUAGUGAAUUGACAUGUCAUACUUGUACAACAUCUGGGUUGCCAGUCUAUUCUCUGUUGAACUUGCAUUUGCCUUCUGAAUGACAUCAGAUAUUUUGUACUUGUUGUUUCAUGAAGUUCAGAUGAUUAGGAAGUUGCUUGCUUAAGCUGGAACAAUCCUCCUUACACUAGGUUAUCAAACAUUACAUUAGUUCAUUUGGAAUCAACUAGGGGGAAAGAU